Molecule: messenger RNA, 906 nt
Organism: Haemonchus placei
Lineage: Eukaryota; Metazoa; Nematoda; Chromadorea; Rhabditida; Trichostrongylidae
Source: the annotation of a GenBank genome assembly
AUGUUUUUGUUAACUGUUGUUACUUCGCCGUACGCGAUCCGAAAGGCUCACAACGUUGGCGAAGCUCGAAUUUUGUCCAUGCCUCGUCCACCAUAGAAUCGUUUGAUUGAAAAACGCCGUCGGCGAACCGGUAAAAGCGUGAAGGAUGAUGAAUUCGUUGGAGCUGUGCCGGAAAUCACUGAGAUGCGUAAACCGAGUGACUAUGCUCAUUUCAGAACAAGUAUGUGUGAUGAUGUACAAGAAUCAGAAACACUCAAACUAAGACCGUAUCAAGAAGAACUGGCCGAGGCAGCUCUCCGCGGCAAAAACACUAUAGCAUGUGCGCCAACGGGAUCCGGUAAGACCGAGGUAGCCAUCCAUGUCGCCACGUCUCAUUUGGAUGAGAGAGCUGAGAACCGCCAGCCAGCUAGGGUUGCUAUGUUGGUGCCAAGGACUCCUUUGGUGGAUCAGCAAAAACAUAGAUUUCACAAAUAUGUUCGUGGAAAGUAUUAUGUAGAAGGGUUUCAUGGCUCUGGGCUCAAGGGCGCAUCACGUCGAGAUAUCGUCCUCGCAUGCGAUAUCGUCGUUAUGACUCCACAAAUCUUACUGAAUAUGCUUAAGUCAAUUCGUCAAGAUGAACGAUUAUAUGUGUGUGAUUUCUCACUAUUGAUUUUUGACGAAGUUCACCACUGCACAAAGGAUCAUCCUUACAAUAUUCUUAUGCAAACGAUCCAUGAUUAUCAAGGACCGAAACCUCAGCAUACCUUGUUGUGUCGUGGUCUGCCUGCCCGUCCGCAAAACGUUAUUAUUAUGAUGAAGGUGGUGACUUGGGAAAUUCAGCUCUUUUCAGCUGUUCCUUCUUAUAAUCAGAUCAGUCACUCGAUGGGUCGAUUAAUUGAGUGGAGUGAGUACUGCGGAGUGGAAUGA